Molecule: messenger RNA, 1287 nt
Organism: Diuraphis noxia (Russian wheat aphid)
Lineage: Eukaryota; Metazoa; Arthropoda; Insecta; Hemiptera; Aphididae
Gene: Samtor
Product: S-adenosylmethionine sensor upstream of TORC1
Biological process (GO): negative regulation of TORC1 signaling
Molecular function (GO): S-adenosylmethionine-dependent methyltransferase activity
Source: RefSeq, a predicted model, not a curated record
UGAAGACCGAGGUCGUGGCUUUCGAUGUGAGUAUGUGACGAUGAAGGCCGUUUAAGGUUAGGACUUAGGGGUUUAGUGUAUUAAGAUUUUGUAUAUUUUUUUUCUAAUUUUAUUAUUCUUUAAACUUAACAGUUUUUCCAGACAUUCAAUAAUUGAUUCCUUGAUAAAUCGAUCCCUUUCAUACCUGUUUUCGAUUAAAGGUGUUAAACAUGUCAAAUCCGAUUGACAAAAAAGGAAAAAAAAAUACUCGCAAGCAAGUAAAUAUCAAGCACAUACAACAUGCAGAAUUUAUUAAAAAUUGUCAUCUAAAAUUAAGAUUAAGCUCUAUGAAAAUAGGCGCUGAUGAAGCAUGGCGAAAUCACUGCUCAGACGAUUCACUUUUAAAAAAUUAUUCAAAUACUAUGCACAAGCUUGCAUCACAGUUUUGGGAUACAAAUAACAAAAAUGAACCUUCUAUUUGUAGAAUCUCAUGGAUAUCAACCAAUAUAUUAAAAUAUUUUCAAGAAGAUUAUAUUCAUGAAAUAAUCCGAGAAAAAUCUUUAGCUCAAAGAUUUAAUGUAUUUUGGAGUAUUGAUGAUAUUAYUUGUAUGCCUAAAAAUCCCUUUUAUCUACUUGAUGUAGGAAGUUGUUAUAAUCCUUUUCAAAAAUAUUUAUCAUAUAAAGUAUUGCCAAUAGAUAUUGCACCAGCUAUUAACAAUGUUGUUAAAUGUGAUUUUCUUACAGUACCUCUGAGUACAAAGUUAAAUAUUAUUGAUAAUGUUUGUCAAACAUUACCAUUGUCCAAUUUUGAUAUAGUCGUAUUUUCUUUAUUUCUUGAAUAUUUUCCAUUGCCACAACAAAGAUAUAAAUGUUGUGAAAAAGCUUAUAGGGUUCUUAAACCAGGUGGUUUAUUAGUUAUUGUGACCCCUGAUUCUAGUCAUGCAUCAUAUAAUUCCAAAAUAAUGAAAAAUUGGAAAAUAUCAUUAAGUAAUUUAGGGUUUUGGCGUAUCAAAUAUGAAAAACUUACUCAUUUACAUUGYAUGGUGUUUAGAAAAUGUUUAUUUGAACAAAUUCCCAGAAAUUGGUUGCAUUCUUUGAAUAUUAUAAGUAACAUUGAAGAUUUAAUAACUAUCCCACAAGAUUCUCGGAAUUAUGAAAAAAUUAUUGAAACAUCAGAAACUAUAAUAAAACGUGAAGAUGAUGAUGUGGUUGCUAACUUAUUUUCUGAAUUAGUUAAUGUAUAAAUAAAGUUUAAAUACAAUACAAUUUAAAAWUUUUAAAUUAUAGUUUUAWGCUUAAUACUAUUAA